AUGCAAGCAGCCGAGCUGGCUCGUAACAAUUUCAAAUUGGGCGUAACGAAGAAGGCGCAGCUCAUUCAAACACGCCAAAUGAAAUCAUGCCGCUUUAGAGAUAAUGCUCGGCUGCAGCGUUUGCAGCUGUCCUUGAUAUCUCGCAUACUUCGUGACGACACUUUGCACAACACCCUCGGCGCUGGUGUGACACAACUCCAGGGCGCAGUCACUCGUGCAAGUUGCCAUAAAUUUAUGGGACACCAGGCAGCGCCCUUGUUCCCAUUUAGCGUCUGGGUCAUCUUCCAGACACACAUCUUGCAGAAUACGUGGGAGUAUGAAAGUUUUAGCGAGGAAUCUAUCGACCCAACCACGAAGAAAUCAACAUACAAUGCUAUGAUCAAGUGGUCAUGGAAGACGAAGUCUUUGGAUAUAAUCCCGAACUUGAGCGGAACCCAGAACAUUGUCAUUCAGUUCGGAGGCAAGAGCAGUACAGACGCGACUAACUUAGAUGCAACGAAGUCUUCGCAAUUCCAGAAACAACCCGUUUCCACCUCAAUGUCUGCCAACACGCAUUCUGUCAAGGCCAAGGUGGCCUCCGAUAGUCCUAACGAGGCUUCUGCCGCGCCAGUACAAUCAGACACACAGAACCCAACUCAAGAGAAGGACACAAAGGCCCUGUUCAAAGACGCAUUUGAUCGAGCAUGGAGUAGCACUAGUGAAGAGAUCUUGGAGCGUCAUCCUGCCUGGAAGGACAUGCCGCCUGCCCGCGGCGUAAGCCCAGCCACGGCUAUGCGGGUCUUGGAGGAAAUGGAGAGGGAGGAGCGCAAAUUACCUGAUGGAACGGAAACUACUGGGAAACACAACGCCUCGUGA
Messenger RNA from Diaporthe amygdali, 855 nucleotides. RefSeq lists its product as uncharacterized. The record is from RefSeq and is a predicted model, not a curated record. Lineage: Eukaryota; Fungi; Ascomycota; Sordariomycetes; Diaporthales; Diaporthaceae. Bases 1 to 855 code for a protein of 284 amino acids. The transcript is spliced from 7 exons.